Messenger RNA from Prorocentrum cordatum, 2596 nucleotides. Lineage: Eukaryota; Dinophyceae; Prorocentrales; Prorocentraceae. The record is from the annotation of a GenBank genome assembly.
AUGGCGUCAGUGGCGCGCUCGGUGGCCGCGAAGAAGGCGGCGGAGACGAGGAAGCAGAACAGGCUGAUCAAGGAGGCGGCCGCCGCAGGGCAGAAGCAGGGGGCCCUUCGCACCCUCUUGUCGGCGGGCGCCCCGCCGGCGCCGAGCGCGGCCGCGGGCUCCGCAGAGCGCCCCGAGGCAUUCCCUCCGGCGCCGCAGGAUGCCCAGUCGCCGGCGACCCGCGCAGCUGGCGGCUCCGCAGCGCUGCCCCAGGGCCGCGGUGACGUGCCUGUGGCGGCGGCGCCACGGGCUCCCCAGCGGGCCGCCGUGAAGCCUGGCGCUGUGGUGGUCGCUUCGCGUGGUGGACCGAGGUUCGCAUUCGAUGAUUCCGGAGCCGCCCGCUCUAUGGGCGACCGCCUGGGCCGCUGUGGUCUGUUCGUGGUCCCUGAGGAGGCGGGCGAUUCGGGCAACGACGACGUUUUGUUUGGAGCCGGCCAGUGCAGCACGCCUGGCAAGCGUGCGCCCGAAGACGAGGAGUUGCUCGACGAGGGUUCUGGGGGUGGGACGGCGGCCCUGGGCGAGCAAACGCCCGCGGCGAAGCGCUCCCAGCCGAAGGGCACCGGCGUCGACGACAUCGCGCGCUGGUCGGCCCAGAAGACGCCUUGCCGAAAUACCGGAGUGAAGAGUCAGAAGGCGGAGGAGAAGGCCGCAGACGGAGAAGCCACGCUGGACAGGCGCGCCGUCAAGCUGCUGGAGGAGCGCUUCAGGGAUUUCGGCAAGGUGGACGAGAUCAAGACCCUCAGCGACGUGGACGGGGUUCUCUUGUGGGAUGCCUUGAGGUCCGUCCGGGGCGCCGCGGCGCGCGUGCACGACCACCAGGUGCGUGACUUGAGGAAGCGUUUUGCGCCGCCGGGUACUGCGGAGCACGACCUUCGCAUCCGCUUUCCCGAGGAUGCCUGGGGCCGGGGGCCGGGGGCACUUGGGCCUUCCAGGGCUUCCGACGAGGUGUCCCCGGAUCUGCUCGCCGCCAUCCGCCUGUCGAAGGACCCGUCCAUGGACAAACGCAGCAACGGGGAUUUCGUGGCGUACAUGUCCGAGUGCGAGGGCCUGAACCAGAAGGAGCUGGUGGUGUGCCUCCGCGACGUCGCCGGCAACAACGCGCUCGUGCAGCCAGCGCGGCAAGAGUACAUCUCCGCCCUCAUGGAGUGCAUCGUCCGGUGCGACCUCGACAAGCGGUUCCCCCAGGAGGUCCAGUUGCUUCAGACUGUAUGGGACGAUUGCCUGCAGGUGAUCUUCAGCUCCUUCGGCAAGAGAUCGAAUCCGUUCGCUGACUUCUGGGCGAUCUACGCGCCCCACUGCAGGCUGGCGAUGGACGAGGCAGACGCCUUGACGGCGGCGGGUUGCGAGGAGCAGUCCCCGGAGAAGGUUUUGCCUGCGUGCGUGCGCCUCCUGAACAGUUCCCACCUCGGGCGCUCGCUGUUCCACGACGUGGCCCGGAAGGGCGCGGAGGGGUGGCUGAAGCAAUUGAUGACCGCCGUCCUGGACGGCAUCAAGCCGCCCAUCACGCAGAGGAAGAUGAACGCUGCCGACCAGAGAGUGAAGGCGGAGAUGGACCGCCUCCAGGUCCACGUCUUGCUACGCGGGAAGAGGCCGGUGCUUGUCGCGUACCGCCGCGUGCCCGUGAAGUGCAUGGUGGCAUCUGCGCAGGAGGAGUGGACCUUCGUGCGUGCUGGUUGGCUGAAGGACAGGGGUCUGGAGUGCGGGGCGCUGCAGGCUCUGGAGCCGGUGCCGGAGCCACAGGAUGAGCACCCGGAAAAGAGCAUGGAGCCUGGGUUGGUCAAUAGUUUCCAGUUGGCGAACUCGCACGUGGACGCGUCCUUGGAGAAGAGCAAGAAGAAGGACGCAGAGUCGCUCCUGAAGGUGAUCGAGAACCAGACGCCGAAGUGGAGGGUGCACGAUCGGACAUUCGUGCUCCAGUUAGGAUGGCUGCAGUCCCAGCAGGGCGGCAAGGCCCGCGACACUUUUGAGCACUCCGUCCUCUUCGCGCUCUCUCCGGUGAACGUUCAGAAGGGCUACAAGCACGUUCUCGCCCACCUGGCCGAGUUCAAAGACGACGGGGUGACGUUGUUCUGCGGCAGUAUUGCCGAGGAGGACCUGCGGAAGAUCACGGCGCUGGUGGACGCGCUGUACCACGGGAAGGAAGUGACCGACGUGUCCCCGUUCCAGAAGACGCCCUUCCGUCGCAAGGCGCUGGGGGCCAUCGAGCAGUUCUGCGUCUGCAGGGAGCGCGAUGAGAACGGAGAGGAGGUGUCCAAGCUGACGGGCCGGGCUGCCAUGAAGGCUCUGUAUGCCGAGUUCGAGCGCGCGCUCCAGGCGGGGCAGCUUCUCGCCGGCGCGCUGAAGCCAUUCCAUACGUUCAAGUGGAUGCUGUCGGGGGAGCAGCAGGACGCCGUGCGCGAGGCUCGCAACAACUGCAUCCGGGAGUCCCUCCAGGCCAGUGGCGCUCUCGUGAGCGCGGACGCGGAGGUGCCAGACGCCGUGGCUGCGGACGCGGGCCCGAGACCGAAGAAGGCCAAGAAGUCGGCGGCGGCCUCAGCCGUGGACUCCGAGAUGGACA